CUCAGUCUCUCUCUCUCUCUCCACUCCACACACACGCAUUCUGUCAGAGGAAAAUCCAGCUAUAGCUCAAAGUGUUCGCUUUCCUUGGAAUGCUCAAGAUUCAUUUGCUUUUUUACCCCGUUUUUUCUUCCUUUUAUGUUUAUUUCUUUUAAACCUCAUAAUGCUUGGUAAGAUCUGCCAUCAAGACGUCUGAGAAAGUAUGUGAAGUGAUGAAGAAGAGCAGAAGUUCUUUCACAGAGAUGAAGCACCUGCCUAUGAUUCAUAUGAACGUAGGUAUUUAGACUAUGCAUCAUACGGCAAUGACAAAAUUUACAACAUUCAAGCUGUAGUACUUGAAGCCAAUAUUCUGGAGACAUGUCCGAUGGAGUGCCAGAAUGUGCAGCAUUCAUGGUCUCUAAGUAAACUCGUUGGGGAUAUCAUGAGUUAUAAAAGAGUGUGCUAUUGUCAUUACAAAUGCUAAACUACUCUCUGCUGGGAGGCAAACAGUCUGUGGAAUUAAAACAAGUUGGUAUGUAGACAUGACCACUGUGUCAGUGGAGUCCCUGGGGGUGAUGGUCGAUAAAGUGUCAAAUGUAACUGAGAUUCCUGUGGCAUCAUCUGCUGAAGAUGUGGCUGCAACCUUCACAAUCGGCACCAUCCUGUCCCUCAUGUGCCUUGUUGGCGUGUCAGGAAACAUCUACACCCUGGUGGUCAUGUGCCACUCAAUGCGCUCUGCUGCAUCUAUGUAUAUAUAUAUUGUCAAUUUGGCAAUGGCUGAUCUCCUCUACUUGCUCACCAUUCCCUUUGUGGUUUGCACCCAUUUUUUAAAGGGCUGGUACUUUGGUGAUGUGGGAUGCCGGACUCUCAUCAGUAUGGACUUUCUCACCAUGCAUGCAAGCAUUUUCACACUGACUGUCAUGAGCACAGAGCGCUAUUUCGCGGUUCUUAAGCCUUUGGAUACAGUCAAACGGUCCAAGAGUUACCGUAAGGCCAUUGCUAUUCUGGUGUGGACAGCUUCACUGAUUCUAACCCUUCCUAUGGUCAUUGAUGUAGAACUUAGAACAGAAAAUUCCAAAUCAAUGUGUCAGACUACACUAAGUCCCCUUUCUUACAAGAUCUAUAUCACCUCCCUUUUCUGCACCAGCAUUGUGGCACCAGGUGUCAUAAUUGGCUACCUCUACAUCUGCCUGGCUCGUGCUUACUGGAUUUCACAGACAGAAAACUUUAAGCAGACUCAGAAGCUGCCAAACCACAAAGUGCUAUAUCUUAUUUUUACAAUUGUACUUCUCUUUUGGGCCUGCUUCCUUCCCUUCUGGAUCUGGCAGCUACUGGGACAGUUCAAGCCAGAAAUGGCUCUUUCGAACAAGGCCAGGCGCAACAUCAACUACCUUACCACCUGCCUGACCUACAGCAACAGCUGUAUCAACCCGUUUCUCUACACUCUUCUGACCAAGAACUACAAGGAGUACCUUCGCAAAAGGCAAAGAACCUGGACGUCUGGGAACUAUUUCAACAGGAGAAACCGCUUCCAACGGUCCCCUCGCCGCUCCCUGUCAUCCAGCAGCCAGCAGUGCACAGAGAGCUUUGUGCUCACACAUGUAUCACGUACCAACAACAGCAGUCUGUAAGGGUAAGAGGAAGAGCCAGGAGCAUGCCAAGACAACAAGCAUCUCUGCCCUUGAUAGGAAGGAUGCAAAGAAGAAAGAAAAAGGAGCAAAACAGCCAAGAGGAGGAACAGAAGUUACUGCCUAAAAAUGUUAUCCCCAUUUCAUGCAUUUCUUAAUAAAUACUGAUAAUUAGUCAGGGUUGUCUGCUAAAUUCUGGUUUGAAGUGGAGAUUUAAUAUUGCUUUCUUUAAGUAAUUUAUUUCUAUGCUUUGUUUCCUUGAUGAUAGUUUUGUUGUAAUUGAUUUAGCAUUGCAUGGCAUAAGCUUAUAUUAGAGCUGACAAGUCAAGCAAAUAUAUUCUAUUAAUACUGACCCCACUCUGAAGAAUUUCACAGCAAGGGAAAUUCCAGCCAGGAGAAGUUGUCCAUCAUAUUCACCUCACUUAAAAUCAUCAAACUGAUAAAAGGUUCACUGUUUGAAUGCAAGAAACUAAUAAACCAUUUUUAACCCAUGCAAUAUAUAUAAUAGCUGCAGAUUGAUAUGCAGAAGAAUGCACCACUUUCUUCUUCUGCACUUUUCCCUGAUACCCGUGGUGCUGAGGCUGACAGCUGCUCAAUGCCUGUCCAGUGAGCUGACCUAAGAUUAUUGUUCUUCUGUGCACACACCUUAGCUGAAACUCUUCUGAGAGGACACAAUGAUGACUGCUUUUGUAAAACUUUAAAUAGAUGAAUCAGGGGCUCAGAUCAAGUCUGUGUAAUGACCCUUAGUCAACUAUUGACCUGCUAGAAAAAAAGAUUUAUUAUUACUGCACAGCAAAAAGACUCCUUUUCAACAUUUAUUUUAAACUGUAUUAAAAUAUGUGUUUAUACCACAAUUUCUGGUGUUCUGUUGUGUUGAAACACAAGGUAAAAUAUCAAGCAUGCACUUUGACAUAUUUGUAAAUGUUGUGAUUGGUGACAAACUGAUUGUUUACUCGAAAGCAAGUUGCUUACUAAUGUCACACAAGAUGGAAUAAUAAUAAUAAUAAUAAUAAUAAUAAUAAUAAUAAUAAAAGAUUCUACAAAAAAAGCCAAAUGCAUUUCCUAUUUCUCCUUAAUACAUGAAGCAACCUAAGAAAGGGAGAAAAGAAAUGAAUUCCUCUAAGCCUUACACAAAUUUCUUGUAUAGAAAAGCAGCCUAUUGAGCAAAAAAAAGAUUUCUCACUCCUAGAUAAAGUUCUCAGUGGGCUUCCGAAAUAUCUAGCACAUAUGAGGAUUAGUUCUUCACUCUUGUUAAAAAAAAAAAAAAAAAAAAAAAAGAUUUUGGUCUAGACUGCUUUGUGUUUUUAGGCUAAAGGGAAUCGGGUGUGCAAUGUAGGGAGAUUGUAAAUACUUUCUUUUCCAGUAUGACUUUCUUUAUGCAGAUCACAUGUUUAUUUUAUUUGUCUUUUUCUCUUUGUGUCUUUAAACUAAAUGACUUUUGUCUUUAUUUAAGAGAACCAAAGUGUUUAAUGAACAGAAUGAGUAUUCAAUAAAAACACAAUUUAAUCUCUA
This is a messenger RNA of Silurus meridionalis, 3116 nucleotides long. It is a transcript of the gene uts2r1, whose product is annotated as urotensin-2 receptor. Gene Ontology annotation, biological process: regulation of blood pressure; neuropeptide signaling pathway; blood vessel diameter maintenance. Gene Ontology annotation, molecular function: urotensin II receptor activity. The transcript has 3 exons. Bases 519 to 1607 code for a protein of 362 amino acids. The record is from RefSeq and is a predicted model, not a curated record. Gene Ontology annotation, cellular component: membrane. NCBI's taxonomy places the organism in Eukaryota, Metazoa, Chordata, Actinopteri, Siluriformes, Siluridae.